This is a messenger RNA of Fraxinus pennsylvanica, 2154 nucleotides long. The record is from the annotation of a GenBank genome assembly. Lineage: Eukaryota; Viridiplantae; Streptophyta; Magnoliopsida; Lamiales; Oleaceae.
AUGUUAGCUUUUGCUUAUUUUCUCAUUUUAAUCCUAUGUAAUUGUGGUAAUGUUCUUGUGAGUUCUUUGAACGAUGAAGGUUUUGCCCUUUUAUCAUUCAAGCAGUCAAUCAAAGAAGACCCUGAAGGGUCACUAAGUAACUGGAACUAUACUGAUGAAACCCCUUGUUCUUGGAAUGGCAUUGCGUGCAAAGAACAAAGAGUUAUUUCUGUUAGCAUUCCAAAUAAGAAACUCUCUGGUUUUCUUUCUUCUUCUCUUGGAUCUCUUUCUGAGCUUAGGCACGUGAAUUUAAGGAAUAAUAAAUUUUCUGGAAGCUUGCCUUCUGGGCUUUUCAAGGCUCAGGGGAUGCAAAGUUUGGUCCUUUAUGGAAAUUCUCUUUCUGGGUCCCUACCAUUUGAGAUUGGGAACCUUAAUUACCUUCAAACUUUGGAUUUGUCAGAGAAUUUCUUUAAUGGGUCUUUGCCGACAUCACUGAUUCAGUGUAGAAGGUUGAGAACUCUUGAUCUUAGUAAAAAUAAUUUUAGUGGUUCUUUGCCUUAUGGGUUCGGGAAAAACUUGGUUUUGCUGGAAAAACUUGAUCUUUCUUACAAUAAUUUUAGUAGUUCCAUUCCUAAUGACUUGGGAAAUUUGUCUAAUUUACAAGGGACUGUCGAUUUGUCUCAUAAUAUGUUUAAUGGUUCGAUUCCGUCUACUCUCGGUAACCUUCCUGAGAAGGUUUAUAUUGAUCUGACCCAUAACAAUUUAAGCGGUCCAAUUCCGCAAAAUGGUGCUCUAAUAAAUCGAGGACCAACAGCCUUUAUUGGAAAUCCAGGACUCUGUGGCCCUCCAUUGAAAAAUCUUUGUUCUUCUGAUAGUGAGGCUAGUUCGCCUUCUUCAUUUCCUUUCUUGCCUAACAAUAACCCUGCUCAAGGCGGUGAUAGUGUAGGAAAGGUUAUUGGUGGACGGGGGCUGAGUAAAACUGCUGUAAUUGCCAUUAUUGUGAGCGAUGUGAUUGGAAUUUGCGUUAUUGGUUUGCUUUUCUCGUACUGUUACUCGAGGGUUUGCUCUUGUGGUAAGAGGAAAGAUGAAAAUGGGUAUGGUUUUGAUCAGAAGAGAGGCAAAGGGGGGAAGGAAUGUUUAUGUUUCAGGAAAGAUGAAUCUGAGACUUUGUCAGAAAAUGUAGAACAGUACGAUCUAGUGGCGCUGGAUGCACAGGUGGCAUUUGAUCUUGAUGAACUUCUCAAGGCGUCGGCUUUCGUGCUUGGUAAGAGUGGCAUUGGAAUCGUUUACAAAGUUGUGCUCGAGGAUGGGCUUACCUUGGCUGUGAGAAGAUUGGGCGAAGGAGGUUCACAGAGGUUUAAGGAAUUCCAGACAGAAGUAGAAGCAAUUGGAAAGCUAAGACAUCCUAAUAUUGUGACUCUUAGAGCCUAUUAUUGGUCAGUGGAUGAGAAGCUGUUGAUAUACGAUUUCAUACCAAAUGGGAACCUUGCUACUGCAAUUCAUGGAAAGCCUGGAUUGGUAACUUUUAUGCCUCUUUCUUGGUCUAUGCGAGUGAACAUAAUGAAAGGAGUUGCCAAAGGCUUGGUUUAUCUGCACGAGUAUAGUCCCAAAAAGUAUGUCCACGGAGAUCUGAAGCCUUCUAAUAUACUGCUUGGACAUGAUAUGGACCCUAAAAUCUCUGAUUUUGGACUUGGGCGUCUCGCAAAUAUAGCUGGUGGAUCCCCAACCCUGCAAUCCAGUCGUAUGGUCUCCGAGAAACCACAACACAGACAACAAAGCAGUACACCUUCGGAAGUAGCAACAGUUGCCUCUGCUGCAGCUUUGGGGUCCAACUAUCAAGCUCCCGAGGUACUGAAAGUGGUGAAGCCAUCCCAAAAGUGGGAUGUCUACUCUUAUGGAGUGAUCUUGUUGGAAAUGAUUACUGGAAGAUCACCAUUAGUCCAAGUUGGGAACACGGAAAUAGAUCUCGUUCAUUGGAUGCAGCUAUGCAUCGAAGAGAAGAAGCCACUUUCUGAUGUGUUAGAUCCACACUUGGCUCAGGAUGCCGAGAAAGAAGAGGAAAUGAUUGCUGUUCUAAAGAUUGCGAUGGCAUGCACGCAGAGCAGCCCCGAAAGGAGGCCUACAAUGAGGCACAUCUAUGACGCAUUGGAAAGAUUGCCUGUUUCAUCCGAUUAG